CAGCCAGUCAUCCAGUCAUCCAGCCACACAGAGCGCACCGGGGGGAGCUGUCAUCUUCAUGGGCCACCGGUCAACGUCUUCCCGCCGCCCCAUGAAGCCGCUGUAGCCGCGGUAGUUCGACGCAGCGGUGCCGGCCAUGGACGCAGCGGAGAGCGGGCUCCUCUCCAGCGGCUCCGACUAAACUCCGUGUUUUGACAGAUCGGCGGCUAAAGCUAUGGAGCUAGCUGGGCAGCAGUAGCGGCGCUUGAUGCGGUGAAGCUCAGCUCGGCGAAACCUUCCCCCCCACCAGGCGGAGACAGUGUGGAAGUUCUGUGAUUUAUUUUUUAUUUUUAUUUAUUUUAUUUUUUUUUUUACACUUGCCGGGCUCCAUUUUAAAAUAACAUUUACAAAAGGGGAAGAGAGGAACGUCAAAGCCAGGCUACAUUGGCAACGGAUGUCCCAGAGAACGGAUGCGUGAGGACAUGUCCACCAUGGUGUGCGUGAAGCAGGAGGAGGAUCCUGGAGAGAAGCUGUCUCAGGAUGAGAUCAUCUCCAGGACCAAGCAGGUGAUCCAGGGGCUGGAGGCCCUGAAGCAGGAGCACCACUCCAUCCUGGAGGGCCUGCUGGGGACGCUGCGGUGCCUGAAGCAGGACGAGGAGGGCGUCCUAGUGGAGGAGAAGUCGCACAUGAUCCGCAAGUCCCUGGAGAUGCUGGAGCUCGGGCUGAGCGAGGCGCAGGUGAUGAUGGCGCUGUCGAGCCACCUGAGCUCGGUGGAGUCGGAGAAGCAGAAGCUCCGGGCUCAGGUCCGCCGGCUGGGCCAGGAGAACCAGUGGCUGAGGGACGAGCUGGCCGGGACCCAGCAGAAGCUGCAGAAGAGCGAGCAGAGCGUCGCCCAGCUGGAGGAGGAGAAGAAGCACCUGGAGUUCAUGAACCAGCUGAAGAAGUACGACGAGGACCUGUCGCCCUCUGAGGAGAAAGAUUCUGACUCCAGCAAAGAGAAUUUAGACGAUCUGUUCCCAGAUGACCAGGAUGACCAGGCUCCAGGCAUCCAACCGGCUCACGGCAGCGCUGCAGCGGCCGCCGCCCAGCAGGGAGGCUACGAGAUCCCAGCUCGCCUGAGGACCCUCCACAACCUGGUGAUCCAGUACGCCUCCCAGGGCAGGUACGAGGUGGCCGUGCCCCUCUGCAAGCAGGCCCUGGAGGACCUGGAGAAGACGUCUGGGCACGACCACCCAGACGUGGCCACCAUGCUCAACAUCCUCGCCCUGGUUUACAGGGAUCAGAACAAAUACAAGGAGGCGGCCAACCUGCUGAAUGAUGCUCUGGCCAUCAGGGAGAAGACUCUCGGUCGGGACCAUCCAGCUGUGGCUGCCACCCUCAACAACUUGGCCGUCCUGUAUGGGAAGAGAGGGAAGUACAAGGAGGCAGAGCCGCUGUGCAAGAGAGCGCUGGAGAUCAGAGAAAAGGUGUUGGGUAAGGACCACCCAGAUGUGGCCAAGCAGCUGAACAACCUGGCUCUGCUGUGCCAGAACCAGGGCAAGUACGAGGAGGUGGAGUACUACUACAUGAGAGCGCUGGAGAUCUACCAGACCAAACUGGGCCCCGACGACCCCAACGUGGCCAAGACCAAGAACAACCUGGCGUCCUGUUACCUGAAGCAGGGCAAGUUCAAGCAGGCCGAGACCCUGUACAAAGAAAUCCUCACCCGCGCUCACGAGAGGGAGUUCGGCUCCGUUGACGAUGAGAACAAGCCGAUUUGGAUGCACGCUGAGGAGAGAGAGGAACAAAGCAAGGGGAAGCAGAAGGACGGUUCACCCUUCGGAGAAUACGGAGGCUGGUACAAAGCCUGCAAAGUGGACAGCCCCACGGUCACCACCACACUGAAGAACCUGGGCGCCCUCUACAGGCGGCAGGGCAAGUUCGAGGCAGCCGAGACCCUGGAGGAAGCCGCGAUGCGUUCCAGAAAGCAGGGUCUGGACAAUGUGCACAAGCAGCGCGUGGCGGAGGUCCUGAGCGAACCGGAGGCCCGCGAGAAGCAGCGGAGCCGCGAGAGCUUGACCUCCGACACGGUGAAGUACGAGAGCGGGCCGGACGGUGGCGAGGAAGUGAGUAUGAGCGUGGAGUGGAACGGGGACGGCUCUGGUGCUCUGAAGAGGAGCGGCUCCUUCAGCAAGCUGCGAGCGUCGAUCCGUCGCAGCAGCGAGAAGCUCGUCCGCAAGCUGAAGGGCGGCAGCUCGACUCGGGACGGCGAGCCCAAAAACCCCGGCAUGAAGCGAGCCAGCUCUCUGGGCGUUCUUAACGUGGCGGACAAGGCUGCCGUCGACCACUACCAAGAACGAAAUAAUCGUCUGAGGAAGAGCCGCGACCUGAGCGCCAGCCACACCGACUUGGCGCGUUGAAGGUCCUCGAGCCCAACUCCGACCGUCCUCGCUGUAAAUAGCUGUUCGCUUCCUAAACUCCACCAAGUGCUCGCUGUACAGGUCUUGAUCUUAAUCUUUGCACUUUCGGAGGUGUUUCAGAGGGUUUUAUUUUAUCAGAACAUAUCGAGGAGUGUGAACGUACGGCGGCCUGCUGGUGGUUUCCGUCCGAUCGUAUGUGCGCGUACUGUAUGUAAAUGUGUGCUGGUGUUCGUUUUUAACUGUUGUUUUUUUUUGUGUUUGUUUUUUGCCGUGCUUGUAUGAAGGCAGACGCAGAGAGGAAGUUUUAGUCUCGCAAACUUUUCUGACGCGGCAGCUACGGAAAAAAACGGCAUGACGUGCAGGAUGUACGGGCAGAACGGUGCUUCCUCUGGAGAUAGACGACACGAUGAGGUCACAGAAACAUCAUCAUUUGCAAGUGACUUCGCAUUAAAAGAACAUCAUGAUGAAGUACAUGUUCAGUUUCUGCCAGUAGAUCCUUUUGAAUCCUGCACACUGGUCCAGUUAGAUUUGGACGCACAAAUACAAGCUAUAAGAACAUUCUGUCAUUUUGUAGUUUUCGCGGACUGUAAACAUCAGUCGUCAAAAUUCCCUUAUCAGCGUCUCAGCUUCACCGUUUUUCUAACUCGAGGUUUAACUCGACCAGCGCCUCUCAGAAAAUGGUUUAAUUGGACUAAAUCUGCCUCCUCUGCACUGAAAAACUGUCCACCAAUGACGUCUUUCUGUAGGCCGACCCGGACGUUAGCUUAGCUUAGCUUAGCUCGGCUCCGCGUUCGCUCUGAAUUUGGUUUCAUUUAGGAAAUACACGGAUGUUUUACAAUGUUUAAAACCCGUCGAGGAGCCUUCGUCUUCGCUGCUUCUGAACCUGUUCCGUCCUCGCGUCGGUUGAAGAUUUUCUGAUGUAUGAAGUUCUGUGUUUACAUUUGGGGUUUUAUAAACGAUGUGUUUCGCGUCUUCGCUGCUCCGGAAAGUUUGUUUUUAUUUUAUUUUUUAUUUUUUUUAAAAUAUAUUUUUCUGUCAGAAGCCUCCAGAGCGGUUCGGUUUAUUGGCACGUGAAGGCGGCCGACUCUUUCUCAGGACCGAGGCUCGCGUUUGUCGCCGCGAAGCUCACGUCACGUUUCCAGACAAAACUUUACCAGGACGGUAGAGUCGAACCAAAAAAAAAAAACCCGAAUUAUUUAACCAGCAACAGGCAAGAGUCUUCGGUAGAGAUUUAAACUGCAAAUAAUAAAUAUAUAUAUUUGCUAUCACCAAAACAAGCAGCGCUCCUUCUGUUAGCUGGAUUUAGUUCAACAGACACUGUAAACCAGAGGUUCACGGCUGGACGUUGUGCAUCACACAGAUCCAAACAUCAGUACUGAAGGAUUUAUCACAAGGAUGUAAAAGUUAAACCGACUGAUGUAAUCUUUGCUUGAAGCUCCUUGAUUGUACGCCCUUUUAACUGAAGCUCACAAGGCACAAGUGCUGCUUUUUAAGGGAAAUAAUGAAUAUUUAGCACAUUUAUUGUCUUAUGCCGGUGACCAGCUUGAACACAAGGAAGGUUAAAGUUCACUUAAAGCCCCUUAAAUUCACACCCAGGAUCAAGUGCCUUCUUAAAAAGCGCCAAGAGCUGGAAUAUUUAUUUUUGUAUGAUUAAAGUUGCAUUUAUUUUACAGUCAGACAGAAAAAAACGACAGUAAAUGUAAGUUUAAGAAGCAGCAAACUAUAUUUUUUGGGCUCCACAGCCACUGCAAGAGACAGUUUCUGCAUUUGUAGAGGCUAGAACUUGUCCUUUUGGGAACUUAGUGAAUAAAAAUGCAAAUAAUUAAAAUGAAAACAACAUGCAAGUGUCUGACAAAAGCAACAGAAAGGGACAAUUCAUAGCAAAAGCCCAAAUAAUGACAUAAAACACUAAUACAUGUGUUUUUCUACUUUUACUAAGAUGCUUUACAGAUAUAAUACAUUUUUAACAAGCAAAACUAAGGACGCCAAAGUACAGUUUCGGUCUAAACAAACUACUUUCUUCUUUUGGCUGAUUUUUUUUUUGUGUUUAAUUAGGAAUUGUCUGAUCAAAUCAAAAUUACAUAUACUGGGCGAAAAAAAGCCACAAAGUUUUUUUUUUUGCACGAGACAUAAAUGCCUUGAAAUAACAUAUAAAAGAAGGAAUUAUAAAAAAAUUAAAAAUAAAUAAAAAUAUCUGAAUUUACAAUUUUUAAUUUCCUUUUUUGACGUUCAUAAUUUUUCUUAAAAUGUAAAAAAUCUGAAUUUUCUUACAUUUAACAAAUUUUAUAAAUCCAAAUUUACCUUAAAUCUGAUUUAAGACAAGAAAUAUAAGAAGGCAAAAUUUUAGAAAAACAAUUAAAAACAUGCAUCAAUACGAUUUUAAAAGAAUAUCAAUAAAAAUCAAAGUAGAAUAAAAAAUAUAAAGAUGUGAACUGAAACGUGGAUUAAGGUGUCGACCGAAACACGUUUUUUUUAGGGCUGAUAAACUCUGAAAAUGAAAAUCUUGGAGUCAAAAUUUAAAAUACGACAAAAUAGAAAGCUUAAUUUAAAUGCCUUAAAAGAGACUUUUAAAACAUUUGUCCUUCAGUGUCGAUGUUUAAGAUGAAUUAAUCAUAAUAUGAGAGCCGAUAUUCACUGAAAUGUACUUUGAUAAAAGACAAACAGAAAUAUCUUUGAUCAUCCAGUUUGUCCAUCAGUUUGUUCACAUGAUAAAUCUCUAAAAGUUUAGUUUAUUGUGCAAUAAGACAAACUCUGUACGUCUUACAGUUAUUAUAUCUAAAUUCAGUAAACAUUUAAUAUUUCCUUCACUUUCUGUUGUCAUUUCCCAAACAGCAACGCCCUGAAAUGUAAAUAUUAAAACUGCAACUCAAAA
Stegastes partitus (bicolor damselfish) is the source of this 5250-nucleotide messenger RNA. RefSeq names its product kinesin light chain 1a (gene klc1a). Bases 450 to 2378 code for a protein of 642 amino acids. The record is from RefSeq and is a predicted model, not a curated record. The transcript is spliced from 16 exons. NCBI's taxonomy places the organism in Eukaryota, Metazoa, Chordata, Actinopteri, Pomacentridae. Gene Ontology annotation, molecular function: kinesin binding. Gene Ontology annotation, biological process: microtubule-based movement. Gene Ontology annotation, cellular component: kinesin complex; cytoplasm.